CCUGUGUUUCUGUCUUUCGUCAAAAAGUUUCUGAGGAAACGGGAAAUUCAGAUCUAGCCCUUGAUAGCCUGUCAUAAUGCAGUCCCUUUAGCAAUACUCACUGCUUUAAUGGCAUUGUGAGCCUGAUCCGCGUAAAUUACAAAUAUCUGUUUGCUAUAUUGCCUACGAUGAAGCUAAUGCUGCCGCCUUCCUGAUCUCAUCCUAGAAUUCUUUUAAUGAUAUUGCAAUAGUUUGAUUUGUUUUUCCGCCCAGUAUCUUGCAGAUAACUGCAUAGCAUCUUUGUUGUCAUAAGCAAUUGAAGUGGAAAUUAUGUCGAGGAGACCGGUAUUACCAUCUCGACGAUUUGGGGACAGCGGUGGUGGAUUGUUUUCCACUUCGAAAUCGCGGUCCUCGCCCAUUUUGUCUGUUGGGCUUAUACUCGUGGGGGGCUUGCUUCUCAUUGCCUAUCAUUACAGAAGUUCAGGUGGAUUUGGCAGCCAAUUAGAAUCUGCCAGCAGGGUUGAAGGUGAUUAUUUGUGCACAUCAGAGGUCCAACGAACAAUUCCCAUCUUGCAGAAAGCAUAUGGUGAUGGAAUGCAUAAAGUUUUGCAUGUUGGUCCCGACACUUGUUACGUGGUCUCUAAAUUGCUAAGGGAGGAGGAAACUGAAGCCUGGGGAAUUGAACCCUACGAUAUAGAGGAUGCUGACAGUAACUGCAAAGCACUGAUCCGCAGAGGCUUUGUGCGUGUGGCUGAUAUCAAGUUUCCUCUUCCAUACAGGCCAAAGUCUUUUUCUCUUGUAAUUGUUUCGGAUACCCUAGAUUACUUAUCUCCAAGAUACCUCAACAAAACCCUACCAGAUCUGACAAGGGUUUCGUCCGACGGCAUAGUGAUAUUUACUGGACUUCCAGGUAAUCAGAAGGCUAAGGUUGCAGAUGUUUCCAAAUUCGGCAGAGCGGCUAAGAGAAGAAGUUCGACCUGGUGGUCUCGGUUUUUCCAACAGACUAAUUUGGAGGAGAAUGAGGCUGCUUCGAAGAAGUUUGAGCAAGCUGCUGCUACGAGUUCGUUUGUUCCCAGAUGUCAAAUAUUCCACCUGAAGCCUCUCAAUUGACCCCUGCGAUGUUUUCUUUAGGAUCGUUGUAGCUCCUAAUAGCUGCUUAGCUUCACUUUCUACGAUGGAGGUAAUUUGAUUCUUUUGAGCAUCACGGUGCCUCAUUUUUUGUUGGAUUGUAAUAGAUUUUUAUAUUCUUUGUAAUUUCAAUUUUGCUUCAUAUUAAAUUAUAAUAAAACGAAGUUUUUCCUCUCUUCCUUAAAUUUCUUUCAGGUAAAGCCAUAAAUUGCAUGAGUGAUUUAUGUAAAUUUUUGGACCCAAAAAACAAUGAUUUAUGUAAAUUUACGCGAUUUAUGAAUC
Messenger RNA from Neltuma alba, 1389 nucleotides. Its product is annotated as probable pectin methylesterase CGR2. Gene Ontology annotation, molecular function: methyltransferase activity. The transcript is spliced from 7 exons. The coding region runs from base 310 to 1089 and encodes 259 amino acids. Gene Ontology annotation, biological process: pectin metabolic process. Lineage: Eukaryota; Viridiplantae; Streptophyta; Magnoliopsida; Fabales; Fabaceae. The record is from RefSeq and is a predicted model, not a curated record.